Molecule: messenger RNA, 1290 nt
Organism: Oncorhynchus keta (chum salmon)
Lineage: Eukaryota; Metazoa; Chordata; Actinopteri; Salmoniformes; Salmonidae
Exons: 4
Coding region: 364-1290 (308 amino acids)
Source: RefSeq, a predicted model, not a curated record
GUCUUUCUGUUUGCAUCGACUGGCCAUCACAUCAGGGUGUCUCUGUAGGCUUUUUAAAGACACUGAUUGGUUAGAGAUGCAACUGAGUGUCUCCAAGCUGAAUGUCACAUAAAACACAUCAAAACAACAACCGCUGAACGGAGGAAGGUGCCCUGUCGUCCUGUUCCACAGGUAACGAUAUCUAACCAACGCCACCAGACAUUUCCCUUCAUGACAGCAGCAGCUGUCGUUGCCGUGUGCCUGUCUGGCACUCGGAGAAACCAUCUAACCAUCUGUCCACAGAGCUUUACAAAUAUGUUUUAACGUUUAACAGUCCAACUAUAGAAAACAAACACAAGAACAUCUCGUCAUUUAAGCAGGUUAAUGUUUGGUUACCAGCUGACUGAGAGGUACGACACACAACUAAAACCAUCUCAUCAUUUAAGCAGGUUAAUGUUUGGUUACCAGCUGACUGAGAGGUACGACACACAACUAAAACCAUCUCAUCAUUUAAGCAGGUUAAUGUUUGGAUACCAGCUGACUGAGAGGUACGACACACAACUAAAACCAUCUCAUCAUUUAAGCAGGUUAAUGUUUGGUUACCAGCUGACUGAGAGGUACGAGGCACAACUAAAACCAUCUCAUCAUCUAAGCAGGUUAAUGUUUGGUUACCAGCUGACUGAGGGGUACGACACACAACUAAAACCAUCUCAUCAUUUAAGCAGGUUAAUGUUUGGUUACCAGCUGACUGAGAGGUACGACACACAACUAAAACCAUGUCAUCAUCUAAGCAGGUUAAUGUUUGGUUACCAGCUGACUGAGAGGUACGACACACAACUAAAACCAUCUCAUCAUUUAAGCAGGUUAAUGUUUGGUUACCAGCUGACUGAGAGGUACGACACACAACUAAAACCAUCUCAUCAUUUAAGCAGGUUAAUGUUUGGAUACCAGCUGACUGAGAGGUACGACACACAACUAAAACCAUCUCAUCAUUUAAGCAGGUUAAUGUUUGGUUACCAGCUGACUGAGAGGUACGAGGCACAACUAAAACCAUCUCAUCAUUUAAGCAGGUUAAUGUUUGGUUACCAGCUGACUGAGAGGUACGACACACAACUAAAACCAUCUCAUCAUUUAAGCAGGUUAAUGUUUGGUUACCAGCUGACUGAGGGGUAUGACACACAACUAAAACCAUCUCAUCAUUUAAGCAGGUUAAUGUUUGGUUACCAGCUGACUGAGGGGUACGACACACAACUAAAACCAUCUCAUCAUUUAAGCAGGUUAAUGUUUGGUUACCAGCUGACAGAGGUAUGA